GUACUUUUUUUUUUUUUUGAACCGUCGGAAUUUUUGGCAAUGUGGGGUUGGGAUUCAAAGCAAUUCUACUUUUAAUUUUGACAAAGUAAAGUAGGCUGGGUCAAAGCAACUAGAAUACCAAAGAAAACCUGAGUUCUCAACACUAUCAUUGACUGUUUUUUUUUUUUUUAUUGUAAAAACAUGAUUAAUAAAUUAGUAUUUAUUCCACUGCCGGUCGAGGAGUCGAUUUGAGGAUCAUGGGCCGUGCUUCACCUUGCUUCACCUUGCUUCUUACACGGAGAAGCAUGGUCACUUGGGCCACAUGGGGGAGUGCACUAUCAUUGACUGUACUAAUUGUACGUUUGCCGAUGCGGGUGCAGAAGUGUCAACAUGCCUGCUGCACCUCUUUCAGAUGUUCCACCAACCCUAGCAAAUGAUGCUUCAGGAGAGGACCUCUGGCAGCUACUCCCCAGCUUCAGCCGUCUUGCCUGCUAGCUAGCUGAUUCAAGUGCAUGCACACCAUCACAGUAUAUGUACAAGUUAGAUUAAGCUCCAUCAUGGAAGCUCAAGCCCUCCCAAGGAAAACGCAAGGAGAAUUAAUGUUAUAUAAGACCAUUUGGCACAGCCUCUAGGCCUUGCAGGGUAUCUCUUUUUUCUUUUUUUCUUUUUCUUUUUCCUUUUUUCCCCCUUUUGGUUCAGUAUUCCCGAUUAGUUUUAGAGGUUCAACAUAAAGAAAAAUUGUUUGUUCAAGAGUGAAGAAACUAAAAUGUAGGAAUAAUACUGGUUUCUACUGGAAGGUUGAUAUUUAUUCAGUAACACUUUUAUCUUCAAAG
Molecule: messenger RNA, 812 nt
Organism: Rubroshorea leprosula
Lineage: Eukaryota; Viridiplantae; Streptophyta; Magnoliopsida; Malvales; Dipterocarpaceae
Source: the annotation of a GenBank genome assembly